Messenger RNA from Melanotaenia boesemani (Boeseman's rainbowfish), 1726 nucleotides. Its product is annotated as glucagon receptor-like. NCBI's taxonomy places the organism in Eukaryota, Metazoa, Chordata, Actinopteri, Atheriniformes, Melanotaeniidae. Gene Ontology annotation, molecular function: glucagon receptor activity; peptide hormone binding. The transcript is spliced from 14 exons. Bases 48 to 1340 code for a protein of 430 amino acids. The record is from RefSeq and is a predicted model, not a curated record. Gene Ontology annotation, cellular component: plasma membrane. Gene Ontology annotation, biological process: cell surface receptor signaling pathway; adenylate cyclase-modulating G protein-coupled receptor signaling pathway.
GCACCUUCUCAUUUCCACAGGACCCGUCAACUAAAAAUUCUGCAGUCAUGGACAGGACACACAACACAGCUCUGUUCUGCCUGUUGUGCCUUGAGCUGCUAAAGUUUGAGAUGGUCAACGGGAAAGUUUUAGAGGAGACUUAUCGGAAGUGGGUUCAGUAUAAAGAAGACUGUGUCACAAUGAUAAAAAAUGGGCCACUGCCUCAAGUUGGCUUGUUCUGUAACAGGACAUUCGAUAGAUAUGCCUGCUGGCCAGAUACCCCUGCUGGCGAUAUGAUCAACAUCUCAUGCCCUUUCUACUUGCCCUGGUAUGACAAAGUAUCCAAGGGCGUAGUGCGUAGGCAAUGUGGAUAUGAUGGACUCUGGGAAAGAAGUGACAAUGGAGAGGUGUGGAGGGAUAUGAGCCAGUGUGAAGAGGAAAAAGAGGUGACAUCUCAGGAGCUAUGGAUCAAACAGUUGCUGGUCAGCUUCAGGAUGUUGUACACUGUUGGAUAUUCUUUGUCCCUGUCCACACUCAUAAUGUCUCUUAUCAUUCUCCUGAGCUUAAGGAAACUUCAUUGCACUAGAAACUACAUCCACGCCAACCUCUUCUUGUCUUUCAUCUUGCGAGCUGUGGCUGUCAUUGUGAAAGACACAAUGCUGGAUCGCCACUGGGGAAGAGAAAUCAUAACACAGACUGACGUGAGUGAGAUGCUCAGUCAUCAGGCUGCUAUUGGCUGCAGGAUAGCGCAGGCGGUGAUGCAGUACUGCGUCCUGGCCAAUCACUAUUGGUUCUUUGGAGAAGCAAUUUAUUUGCACUCUGUACUCAUUUCCUCUGUGUUUAUUGAUAACAACAAAUACCUGCCUUACCUCUGUCUGGGCUGGGGAACCCCACUUUUAUUUGUGGUUCCCUGGGUGGUGGUGAAGAUAUUGAAUGAAAACAAAGAGUGUUGGGCUGUCAAUGAGAACAUGAACUACUGGUGGAUCAUUCGUUUCCCAAUUCUUUUUGCUUCACUAAUCAAUUUGCUGAUUUUUAUGAAGAUCCUGGGGGUCAUAUUUUCCAAAUUACGAGCCAACAAUCAGAGUCGAUACCCAGAAUACAAACUUAGGCUUGCCAAGGCCACCCUUACGCUCAUUCCUCUGUUUGGAAUUCAUGAGGUGAUUUUCAUCUUUGCUACAGAUGAGCAGACAACCGGCAUUUUUCGCUAUGUAAAGGUGUUCUUUACUCUCUUUAUUAGUUCAUUUCAGGGUUUCCUGGUUGCUGUACUCUACUGCUAUGCCAAUAAAGAGGUGCAGACAGAGCUGAAGAGGAAGUUGCGCAGCUGGAGGACAGAGACAGAGAUUGUGUGCUGUGUACAGUGACUAGCCGUGCUUGAAUCUAGAGCAGACACUUUCUCCAUUGCCACAGUCCCACAACGCAACAGAUCCUCUGUUUCAGUCAGCAGGGCAAUUUCGGAUGGUUUACCUACUCUUGAUAGUUCACAGAUUUUCAGACAACCAGUCCAGCCAACUUCCCUGCAAGCAGGUGAUUGUUUAUUGCACUCUCCAUUAGCAGGAAAUGGAUAUAGCAACCUGCUACAAAGGGAUCAAGAUAAGACGAGACAGUCUUCUGUGUCAAUGCAGGUGUCCUUCCUCAUUAAUCUAAAAGACCCCGUGGAACUACUCCCACAUGUUGUGAACACAGACUCAGACUGAAUGCAGUAUAUCAGUUAUUUUUGGACUAAAUUUCAGGUUCUUUGUUGUUUGUU